CCAGCUGCAAACACUUUUCUGUCCUUCACAACACCCCUAAAUUAAGAUUCAGUUGCAUGCCUUGUGGCACUAAUAAGCAUAUAGAAGCCUCUGUCUUUUCUGUGGAUGGCCCAAUUUUAGGAGCUUUGCUGAUUGGCCUGAGCCACCCAUAUUUACUGUCAGGUACCAUCAUGUAUCCAGUUUCAACUCAGACAAAAGGUCAGCUGCUCCCUUUGGAAGAUGCCCAGUAUGAGGAGCAGGUGGUCAAAGGAGUGCGCGAUCGCUCCGUGCGGCUCUUGUGUGGUGACGUGGUCCUGCCCAUGGUCAUCUUCUGGAGUUUCACGAAGCUGGGCUCCCUCAUUCCCAGGGCUGUUGCCAUCAGCAACGGCCUAGAAUCCAAGGUGGAGAAGGCGGCUGCAGUGUUGGGGGACGUGACCUUGAAGAACAGCACCUUGGAGAUCGAGAACCUGCAAAUGGCAGCGGAAGGGCGGUUCAUGUGCCAGGCACUGUAUGAGGAAGAUGAAGAGAUCAAAGCAGUUUAUUUCUAUAUUGAACUCAUUGUCUUGGUUCCUGUUUCCAAGCCCUUACUCCAGAUGAACAAUUCGACUCCUGUGGAAGGUAUGUCUGUACUGAUGAUGUGCAUCGUGAAAGAAGGGACACCCCCUGUCGAAUAUUCCUGGCAGCGCCACACUAACCGAGAUGGCAUGGUGAAUGUCACAGAAGCUGUGGAUGAUCUCGUCAAUAUCACAUCAGCUAACAGGACUCAGAUGGGGUGGUAUACCUGCACUGCCCAAAACGAGGUCAAUAGCCAAACCAGCGACAGUAUGUACCUUGAUGUCAUCUAUGGGCCUGACGAGCCAGUGAUCAGUGUGGAGCCAUUUGCCAUUAACCAACAUGGCUUCUCAGCCAACGAACAGGAAGAAGUGAUCAUGACCUGCCUGGCUCCUUCUAACCCGCCUAGCCACUACAUUUGGUUCUACAACAGCUCCCAAGUCUACUCUGGCCAAAAAUAUGUGAUCACCAGGAUCUUACGAACUCAGACAGGCACCUAUACCUGCCUGGCCCAGAACACUCAUUUGAACACACGUACUCAGACCACAAUCGUCUUGACGGUCUAUUAUCUGCCCCAAGGGAAGCUCAGCUGUAUGCCGUUGCCGGCCGCCAAUUUUCGAGACCUCGCUCUGCACUGUUCGUGGCAAGGUGGGUUCCCCCUGGUGCAGCUGCAGUGGGUGAAAUCCAAAGAGGACAGAAACAGCACGGCAACCACUUCCAAUGCCACCCUAAUCCUGCGGGGUGUGGAUGUUCGGAAUGGGAGCUCGUACACAUGUCUUGCCUCCCAUCCAGGGCUUAGAGAGGACGCUGUAUGCCGGACAACUGUGUGGGUUCCUGGUGGGAGCCCCUCCUGUUCGGCAGUGGCAACAAAGCAAAAUGAGUACCUCAUGAUGACCUGCGACUGGCCAGGAGGACUUCCCCGGAUGACGCUCUGGUGGCGAGAUUGGCGGGAACAUGUGCUGGGAGUCCUGAAACAAUCCCACAACAUCCUAGUCCUGAAAUCUAACCGCACCCUUGGAGGCAAGAAGUUCACCUGUAUGGCAGCCCACCCGCUCCGGGCAAAAGCUGCUCAGUGCUAUGUCCGGUUGGAACCUCCCAAGCUUGUGGUAGAGAGAGCCAAAAUGUCACUCUUUGAAGGCAGUGAGGUUCAACUUUCGUGCCUCCUCCAAGGAGCUUACCUGGGCUCAGAAGUCUUCUGGUAUAACAACAAGAAUCAAGUCAUUCGACCAGAUGCUCAGAAAUACAAGUUGCAGCAAGAGAAUGCUUGGUUUAACUUGACACUCCAGGAUACGGAAUGGAUGAGGGACAGUGGAACCUACCGCUGUGCUGCCCUGAAUGCUGUGGGCAAUGCCUCUGCCACCAUCAGCCUCCAGGUGAAAAAAUACCCAACCCCUCCUAAUGUGACAAUUAGCAAGUUGAUGUAUAAUCGCCAUCGCACGGAAGUGGAAGUGGAGUGGCAGACUGAGGGCCCGGGUAACCUGACGGGAUUUCUGGUCCAGCGGACGGAAGCCAAGAAGGCCCCCAAGAGGCAGGCAAUCACCAUUUGGGAAACAGCUGUCAGUGAUAUCGACCCUAAUGUCCGUGUCCAGAAACUUGGAGGGCUCGAUCCUUCAGUGGUGUAUGCCUUCCGGAUCCUGGCUGUCAACCACCGAACCAGGGGCCACCCCUCUGAAGUAAAGACACCAGCCGACCCUCCAUUCAAUGCCUACCCUGCUGUGAUUGGUGCAGCGGUGGCAGGAAUGAUCGUGGCAACUGUGGCAUCUCUGCUGGGGUUUCAGUACAUCAUUCGGAACCGGGAGAACAACCCAACAUGA
Molecule: messenger RNA, 2345 nt
Organism: Heteronotia binoei (common prickly gecko)
Lineage: Eukaryota; Metazoa; Chordata; Lepidosauria; Squamata; Gekkonidae
Gene: VSIG10L2
Product: V-set and immunoglobulin domain containing 10 like 2
Exons: 11
Coding region: 57-2345 (762 amino acids)
Molecular function (GO): protein binding
Source: RefSeq, a predicted model, not a curated record